Molecule: messenger RNA, 4692 nt
Organism: Physella acuta
Lineage: Eukaryota; Metazoa; Mollusca; Gastropoda; Physidae
Product: DNA excision repair protein ERCC-6-like
Molecular function (GO): DNA translocase activity; ATP binding
Source: RefSeq, a predicted model, not a curated record
UACGCGCUAAAACUCAAAUUGAUUUUCUGAAGUUUUUCUUGAAGUUUAAUCAAUUCAACAGACUAUUCCCCUAUUAGAUCUAGAUCUAGAAUCUAGAUCUAAGUCUUAAGUUGAAUUAUUUAUGAAAAGUCAGAAGUGAUUCACUGAUUUCUCAAUAUAAAACAGAAAGAUGGAUCUAGAAGAAAAACUUUCCAGUAUUUCUCUAAAUGAGAAUAAUAGUAACAGAUUAAAACUAUACUCAAGUGAUGAUUCCAGUACUGUUGAAAAGACCAGACUCCAAUCCGAGGAAUCAGAAAGCAGUUCAGAUUCAGCGGAGAGACAGAAAUUUAUGCAGUUGGUUACUAAGGCUCGACAGUUGGCAGAAAAAGGAGACAUCGCCAAAGCAAUUAUCUUAAAUGAAAAAGCUUUCGAGAUCCAUCAAAGUGAUAAGUUGAAAAAACGAAUAGCGAAAAUGAAGGCUUUUCUAGCUGACCAAGAAUGUGAUGAUGAAAAUGAUAGCCAGAUGAAAUCGCUAGGUCAAGGAUUCAUGUUGCAUGCUAGACUGCAUGAAAAGAUCUACUCCCAUCAAAAAGAGGGUAUUCUCUGGUUGUGGUCGCUCUAUCUUCUAGGAAAAGGUGGAAUACUUGCUGAUGACAUGGGCCUUGGCAAGACAAUCCAAGUGAUAGCGUUCCUGGCAGGCAUGUUUGAUAUGAAUAAGAUAAAGACAGUGAUGAUCGUGGUUCCACUGAGUGUCAUGCCUAAUUGGCUUAAUGAAUUCAACAAAUGGACUCCAGGUAUCAAUGUUGUGCAGUUUCAUGGAGGUUCAAAGAAAGAGAGAGAAAGAGCUUUAGCAAAAGUCAGAACCAGAGGGGGUGUACUAAUGACAACCUAUGGACUUGUUAUUACAACCAAGGAAACUUUUUCUGAGAGGCAUGGCCAGGAGUUUAUUUGGGAUUAUGUUAUACUGGAUGAGGGUCACAAGAUUAAGAAUCCAACAAAGACUUCAAAAAGUGUCCAUCAGAUUCCUGCAAGGCACAGAAUAAUUCUUACUGGCACUCCAGUACAGAACAAUCUUAAGGAGCUUUGGUCAUUAUUUGAUUACGUUCAUCAAGGCUCACUACUCGGGACAGUCAGAACAUUUAAAAUGGAAUUUGAAACUCCAAUUAUUAGGGCUAGAGAGAGGGAUGCAACAGCAGUGGAGAAAAAGUUGGGUCAAGAAAUGGCUGAAACUCUAAAGGGAAUCAUUAAACCUUAUUUUUUGCGUCGUACCAAAGCAGAGGUACAGGAUGCCCGAGAUUCUAACACAGACCCUAGCUGCUUGAAAAUGCCUAAUAUGACUCGCAAGAAUGACUUAGUACUAUGGUUGCAUUUGACUGAAACACAACAGAAGAUUUAUCAAGAUUUCACCAGUCUGGACCAUGUUAAAGAACUACUAAUGACAAAAAAAUCUCCACUGGUUGCCUUGACUGUUUUGAAAAAAAUCUGCGACCAUCCACGGUUGUUGAGUUCAAGAGCUUGUCUCCAGUUAGGUUUAGAUGGAGAAGAUUUUGAUGAAGAGGAACUGGAGAAUCCUGAAUCAUACGAGUGUGCAGCAACAAAGCUGGAUAAAAUUUCUGACGACAUCUUAAUCAAUGAGUCAGGAAAGAUGCAGAUUCUUGUAGAGCUUCUGGACACAUUCAAAAGUGAAGGUCGUCAAACUCUCGUCUUCUCACAGUCCAGAAAACUGCUGAACAUUAUUCAGAAAGUUAUCACUAACAGGGGGCACAAGGUUGCCAGACUUGAUGGUACAAUCACACAGCUGACAGAGAGGGAUGAAAUUGUCAAAAAGUUCCAAAGAGACCCUUCAUACUCAGUUUUUCUUCUAACUAUUCAGGUUGGUGGAGUUGGGCUGACCAUUACUGCAGCAGACAGAGUUAUUAUUUAUGAUCCCAACUGGAACCCUGCGACUGAUGCUCAGGCAGUUGACCGUGUCUACAGAAUAGGCCAACAGAAAAACGUCGUGGUCUACAGGCUGAUAACAUGUGGGACAGUGGAGGAGAAAAUCUACAGGAGGCAGGUGUUUAAAGACAGCAUCACCAGACAGACAACAGGAAACAGCAAAAACCCAUACAGGUAUUUUACAAAGAUGGAACUUCGAGAGCUCUUCACCUUAGAUGAUCCAAAGUUUUCAAAAACUCAGCGUCAGCUUCAGGACCUUCACUCUGACCAGAGACAGUCUGACACUGCAUUGGAUGAACACAUCGCCUACCUCCAUUCCCUGGAUAUUUUUGGGAUCAGCGACCAUGAUUUGAUGUUCAAACAGACUGAUGUUCGAGAUGAUGAAGAGGAUGAUGUCAUAGUUCAAGGCCAUGAAGAGAAUGAAAACAACGAACGCUUUAUUCAACAUAGAAUCCACAAAGCUCAGAUGUUGAUAGCUGAAGAGUCAACAGUUCCAAUAUCUUAUGAAGAGAGGUCAAAGGGUCUGAUGAGAUUUCCAACAGCGGGCAGGGGUGGCAACUCAACCAACCAGGCUGUUCCAACGAGUGCUUUGUUUUCCCAAGUGAAACCAUCCAGCCAUGUUGAAAAUGUGGACUUGGUGACCGUCUCAGAUGACGAGUCAGAUGACCAUGGUUCUAGAUACACUGCCAUGGAAGACACAGAAGACUCCGAACAUUCUAGUGAAAAUGUAAAUGUUAAAAAAGAAAUCUCAGCUGACACAAGGUUUCCUCAGAAGGAAUUGCAUCCCUCCCCCUCAGUCAAGAACAAAUCUCGCAAUGCACUACAACCUCUGUCAUCGGACGAAGUUCAACAGCGCUCACCUCACGUUGCCUCCAGAAAAGGUGAGAUCUUCACCGAGGAAAUCCUGAUCUCCCCUGACGCCUGUAGCCCCAUUAUCGGCUUUGAGAAAGUGAACAUGCAUCGUAAAAUAAUGGAAGAAGCCAUGAAAAUGAGUAGUUUCCCAUCAAGUCCGAUUCGGCCUGGGAUAAAUUCACCCAAGCGCCAGCUUGGAUUCUCCCCUUCAAAGUUAGCAAACUCCUCAAUAAAGGGAAACAACUCACCAAAGUAUUCAUCAUCUAAAACAAAAAUAAACCUCGCUUCUAUAGGUACAACAUCCACUCCUCAAGAAAACCAGAAGCUUGGUAACCUUGAUGUCUUGGUUAAAAACUCCCCUGAUUCAGGCAGUCGUACACCUGGUUUGGCUAGCAGUGCUGGAAAAAUCUGCCCACCGGCCACAAACAUGUACAGCACGCCUGUCGAUAUGCUUGAAGCACGCAGGAAGCUCAUGUUUGUUUCAGACAGUGCAGACAACUCCCCCAGUCUUUCAAGCCCUUUGAAGAAAAAAAAUCGACUCCACGACUUGUCCAGAUCCGUUUUAUCAACCCCAGAUGCGGUGUUAGAAAAAUGUGAAAUAAUUGAAAACUCUGUGGUGGAAGAUUCAUGUGUAUCUGUGAACACAAACCCUGGAUCGUCAACUGCCUCACCAAACACUUCCACACACUGCCGAUCUCUUCUAUCUGCCCUGAAUGAAUCAUCAAGAAGCGCAGGCAGGCAAAGUGCCAAGAAAAAUCAAACCAACAAACGGAGAAGCGUUUGUAUGAAAAAACCAGUCCUAGAUGACAGUUCUGAUGAGAGCCGCGCAGACGAUAGUUUUGACGAGAAUGACAAAACGGAAAAUGUUGAAAGCGUAGAGACAACGCAAGACGAGGAAGACGAAGAUGACAAAGAAAAUGAUCCCAUUUUGAUAAAGCGUGUUGGGGGGAGGAAUCGAAUAGUGUCAGACUCUGAGUCUGAAGGUGGGUCCUGCUAUGAAGUUGAGGUCAGUGAGGAUGAUGAUGUCCAGGUUGUUGAAGCCAGCGAUGAAGAGAAUCAAAACCCUGUGGAGAAAGAUGAUGUGGUAAAAGAAGAGAGAAAUGAGGAUGUGAUGGAGGAAGAGGAUGAGAAUGUUGAUGAGGAACUGAAUGCCAGGUUUCAAGACCUUAUCAAAACAGCACGAUCUUUAUACAAGAAACAAAACUACGUAGAGUCUCUACAAUUUGUUGAAGAGGCGCUGCAAAUCUUUCAAGAUCCUGGACUGGAACAAAUGGCAGAUAAGAUCAGAGCAAGAAUAUCUGAGCAAUCUUAAUCCUACGCCUUAAUCCUUACUGGCCACCACGGCUAAUUUAACACAUUUGUAGAUGAGCAAUGUUAAUAUGCCUAUUCCUAAUGUCAGGCAAUGUUAAGCCAACUAUUCUAAUUGACCAUCAAUGCUAAUCCCAAAAUUGUUUUGGUUAAUCCAACACUUCUAUUGUCCAGGAUUGUAACCUACUCAUCGUACUUGAUCUGUAUAACACUUCACCCAUUUAUAUUGACCUGUGAUGUUAAUUAAACCCAUUAAUAUUGCUGCUGACUAUAAAGCAGUAAGGAGCUGCAGCCAUUUUUGCCAUGUCCAUUCUUGGCAGCUUUGCAGUAGUGAUUGAAAAAUUAAUCUUCCUAGUUUUUAGUGUACCAAUUCUAGACAACUCUAAAUUUGUUUUAGUAAGUAAAACAAAUUAAAACUAUUAAUAACUCUAGAGGCUUGAUCUUGUGCUUUCUUUUUUUAUGUACAUAUUUGUUUCAUUUGCUUAUUUAUUAAAAACUAUUCUGGAAAAUAUUGGUAAUGAAAGAACAAUUUGUGAGCUAAAUCUCUUCUAAAAAAUGUGUAGGUGACUAGACUUUUCAUACAAAUAUGUAUUAUAUUAGUUUUUUUUAAUGAUC